Aspergillus welwitschiae is the source of this 351-nucleotide messenger RNA. RefSeq lists its product as uncharacterized. NCBI's taxonomy places the organism in Eukaryota, Fungi, Ascomycota, Eurotiomycetes, Eurotiales, Aspergillaceae. The coding region runs from base 1 to 351 and encodes 116 amino acids. The record is from RefSeq and is a predicted model, not a curated record. The transcript has 3 exons.
AUGAACCUUGUGGAUGACAACUACAGUUCAGAUGCAUUGUUUGAAUGGAAUUCCGAACGACUGGACCUGGACGGGUUUAAGAAAUUCGUGCAAGAGUGGCGCACUCGCUAUACCUUCCUAGACUUCGAGUUCCAUGAGGCGGUUGCCACGCCCGAUGUCAACGACGAAGAGGGUCGUGGGGGCACGAUUGGGUUCGCGGUGAAGGGGCGCGUGGUGUCCAAGGAUGAUGGGAAGAUGUACGGAGGAAAGGUCCAUGCCAUCUUUAAGGUUGAAUGGAUCGGAGAUCGUCGGGUCAUCACCAGGAAUGCUCAGGUCUUGCAGGGACCCUACGUUGUUGAGGAUGAAAGAUAA